AUGGAGCAGCUCCAGGCCGACGUAAAGGUACACGUGCAUCUCCACGCGGUUACAACCGAUGUGAACCGCCAGGUGUGGAGCCUGGAGUGUGUCGCAGAUGUGGCACGUGGCUCAGCGGCGCUGGACCCCCCCCCCCCUGCGAAGAAGAAGUUCUCAAAUGUGCCUGUAAUUGGAGAUUUUAAUUCAGACAUUACGGACGGUGGACAGCGGGGGGCAGAGGUGCUGUGCAGGGAGCUGGACUGUGGGGCUCCUUCUCUCCUCCAGGGGGCGCUCUCUCCUCUGGGGCAGACGUUCCACUGUGAGGGACAUGAGUCUGCUCUGAUGGACUGUCCCCGCUCCAACUCAAGCACCUGCUCCUCUGGAGCCACUGUCAACCUCACCUGCUCAGAGCCGCUCAGGUUGGUGGGAGGAGCCAGUCGCUGUGCUGGGACUGUGGAGGUGAAACACAGAGGAGAGUGGAGACGAGUGGGUCCCUCUGGACUCUGGGACCAGGAGGACACAGCUGUUGUGUGCAGAGACCUGGACUGUGGUUCUGCUGUUUAUGGAGAACAGAGACGUGAUUUUCCACAGAGUCGUGUGUGGAGGGUCUCAUCUGACUGUGUGAAGAAGUCUUCAGUGAGAGAAUGUGUCUGGGAUUCUUCUUUCUCUUCCUGGGGUCUGGAGGUGAUGUGUUCAGGUAAAAGUGUUUUUGUAAAUGUUCAGGUUGAAUGUGUCCAAAUAGAAGAAAGGAAACAUGUGUGACAUGGUUAAAUGUGUGAAAAGUCCCUUUUGCAGCAGAGUUCUGCUUUAAUAGUUGAAUCUUGUAGAUUGUGUGCAGCAGUGACAGUGACAGACUGUCUCAUGUUCUCUUUGCUGAUUCUCUGGAGAUGGAGUAAACCUGUGUGUUUGUGAUGGACGAUGCUGGGAGUGUGUGUGUGUUUGAUUCUUGUUGUAAAUGGAUUCUACAGAAAAGAUCCGUUUAGACAAAGUUGUGUCUCUGAUGACGUCAUAGAUGAGAAAAUAAAGCUGCUUUUGUCUUAAA
Molecule: messenger RNA, 1021 nt
Organism: Boleophthalmus pectinirostris (great blue-spotted mudskipper)
Lineage: Eukaryota; Metazoa; Chordata; Actinopteri; Gobiiformes; Gobiidae
Product: scavenger receptor cysteine-rich type 1 protein M130-like
Exons: 4
Coding region: 1-741 (246 amino acids)
Cellular component (GO): membrane
Source: RefSeq, a predicted model, not a curated record